CUGCCUUAACAGAUCAUUCGGAGAGUGACUGCAUUAUAAUUAUUGUUUUGUCGCAUGGAAAUUUCGGAGAACUUUUCGCAUUCGACACCACGUACGAAGCUAGUACCGUGUGGAAGUUUUUUACGGCAGAUAACUGUCCAACGAUGGCAGGAAAGCCAAAAGUAUUUUUGAUAUCAGCAUGCGGAGGAAACGGAGUAGACCCUGGUGUCGACACAGAAAUUACGGAGCAGAUAGAGAUGGAUACGUCUAGAAGAAAAUUUCGGAUUCCAAUCAUGGCCGAUUUCUUAAUAACAUUCUCAAGUCAUCCAG
This is a messenger RNA of Temnothorax curvispinosus, 309 nucleotides long. Its product is annotated as caspase-1-like. Lineage: Eukaryota; Metazoa; Arthropoda; Insecta; Hymenoptera; Formicidae. The transcript has a single exon. The record is from RefSeq and is a predicted model, not a curated record. The annotation marks the transcript as partial. Gene Ontology annotation, biological process: proteolysis. Gene Ontology annotation, molecular function: cysteine-type endopeptidase activity.